AUGUCAUAUUACCUUGGAUUUGAUUUAUCUACGCAACAGCUAAAGUGUACAGUUAUCAAUGAUGCUCACGACAUUGUCCUUGAAGAAGCUGUCAAUUUUGAUAAAGAUCUGCCCGAAUUUAAUACAACUCACGGUGCAAUUGUAAACGGCGACAAUGUGACAUCGCCAACAUUAAUGUGGGUAAAGGCACUUGACAUCUUGCUUAACAAAUUAAAAUCUUUCCCUCAUGUGAAUUCCAUUCAUGGCAUUUCUGGCGCUGGUCAGCAACACGGAAGUGUUUAUUGGAAGGAACAAGGCCUAAAAGCGUUAGAAGAACUUGAUUCUAAGAAAUCGCUAUUUGAGCAACUACAACAUGCCUUUGCUAUCGAGCAAUCACCCAUUUGGCAAGAUGCUAGUACAACUGCUGAAUGUCGUGCUCUUGAAGAAAGCGUUGGUGGUCCCGAGGCUUUAGCUAAACUCACAGGAUCAAAAGCUUAUGAGAGAUUUACAGGAAAUCAAAUUGCAAAGAUAUACCACAACAACAAGACAGCUUACAAGGAAACAAUGCGUAUAAAUUUAGUCAGUUCAUUUGUCGCAACUUUAUUGCUGGGCAAAUUCUGCCCCGUGGAUGCUGCCGAAGGAUCCGGCACUAAUAUGAUGAACAUCCAGACUCACAAGUGGGAAAAAUCCUUGCUAGAGAAAUGCGGUGGUGACGAGCUUCUGGAGAAGUUACAUGAUGAGCCUGUUGAAGGUGGAACCACGCUAGGGAAAAUCAGCGAGUAUUAUGUAAAGAGAUAUGGAUUCUCUGAUGAGUGCUGCAUUAUGCCUUUUACAGGUGAUAACUCUGCCACGCUCGUAUCCAUGAAUUUAGUUCAAGGCGACUGUGUUGUCUCUCUCGGAACUUCGGACACAGUCUUGGUUUACCUCAAAAAGGAAAGCGCAGAGCCUACAACCGAAACUCACCUUAUGGCCCAUCCCACAGAUAUUGAUGGAUAUAUGGGAAUGCUUUGUUACAAAAAUGGAUCAUUAGCCAGACAAUACAUUCGAGAUUCUUAUGCAGAAAAAGACUGGGAAAAGUUUAAUCAGUAUCUGAUCGAGAAGGAAGCUGUAUUGAACGAUUACUUUGGGUUUUAUUAUUGGAUGCAGGAAAUCAUUCCAUUUGCUAAAGGAAUUUAUCGCUUUAAGGAUAAGCAGGCUGUAGAAGAAUUUGACGACCCUUUUAUCAAUGUCAAAGCAAUUGUUGAAUCUCAGUUCAUGUCAAUGAAAAUUCGAUUACAAAGUAUGGGUGGAGAAACGCAACGUAUACUGGCAUCAGGAGGCGCUGCAGCAAAUAAAGCAAUCCUAAAGAUUCUGUCUGAUGUGUUUGGCUUGCCUGUAUACAAGCAAAAGGGAAUGAAUGGUGCAAGUUUAGGAGGUGCGUUGUUGGCAAAGUAUGGGUGUAAAAGAUACUCUUCCUUUGUAGAAAUGAUGAAAGAACAUCCUCCAGAAGGCUUGGAGCUAGUCUGUAAACCAGAUUUAAAGAGAACCAAGUUAUAUGAUGCCCAUAUAAAGGAAUUCAUUGAACUUGAACAUCAAAUAGUAAAAUAG
Molecule: messenger RNA, 1566 nt
Organism: Rhizopus microsporus ATCC 52813
Lineage: Eukaryota; Fungi; Mucoromycota; Mucoromycetes; Mucorales; Rhizopodaceae
Product: actin-like ATPase domain-containing protein
Exons: 4
Coding region: 1-1566 (521 amino acids)
Biological process (GO): xylulose metabolic process; D-xylose metabolic process
Cellular component (GO): cytosol
Molecular function (GO): D-xylulokinase activity
Source: RefSeq, a predicted model, not a curated record